Messenger RNA from Actinia tenebrosa (Australian red waratah sea anemone), 908 nucleotides. RefSeq lists its product as uncharacterized. The record is from RefSeq and is a predicted model, not a curated record. NCBI's taxonomy places the organism in Eukaryota, Metazoa, Cnidaria, Anthozoa, Actiniaria, Actiniidae.
CGCUUGAGAAUUAGAGGAAAGUUUGGAGCUAAUAACRAGAACAACAAGRAAGAACAAUCGAAAAAUUCAAACUCACUUCUUUGAGCAAUACUCGAGAGGUCUGAUCGACCAUGUCAAACGAAACCGUUCAUUGUUGUCAUCCGAAUAUURAUGKUGCCUUGCCGCCACCGCAUCCAAUCCACGGGAAUGACACGUACCGCAUGUGGUCGAUGGUCAGCCUGAAGAACCAGAGCUUCUUGAAGAGAAAUUAUCAGGACCAGUCACUGCUGUUCGAUGGAGAUGUUCACGUCGAUCCUAUGAAAUCUGUCUUCGUAAACAUUGAAGUGAAAAAUGCUGGCUCUUCAACCCAAAAGCUUUAUCGACUUCAGUUUGCUGACCCUAACGAUGACAAUAAAGUCUUCAUGAUCACUGGCGAGAUGCAAAACGGCAAACCUGUGGUCACGCUGAAGCAUGUUGAUGAAACCUCCAAUACACCAAACGGAGCUAAGUUUGAGGCGAUUACCUAUUACGCCUUCACAAUGUUCCGUUGCUUCAGCGUGAAUGGCCAGACAGACCUGUACCUGGCAUCAGACAGGGAUGGAAAGGUCCUUUUGAUCGAUGGAGGAAUCACAAGAUACCCCAAUCCUGCAAUGCUUUUCAUCGCUAAUCAAGUCAUAUAAACCAGUACCCAAGGAUACAUGCAACUUGAAAAUGCUUUCUACUAUAUUAUCAUUGAAAUGCAACCCGGUAAGUGCAAUGCCUCGUUUGCAAACUAGCAUUUUAACGACCGUCAAUUAAAGAGCAGAAAUAAAAAACAAUAUCUUGAGAAAGAUUUUAGACUGAGUUUUAUAUAUUCAAAAAGAYUUUAGAGGAUUGGAGGGUUAAAAACUUUAAUUCAGUCCAAAAUCUACCUAAAGAUAGUUUUUUUU